This is a messenger RNA of Sipha flava (yellow sugarcane aphid), 1007 nucleotides long. It is a transcript of the gene Reg-5, whose product is annotated as rhythmically expressed gene 5 protein. The coding region runs from base 105 to 752 and encodes 215 amino acids. The transcript is spliced from 5 exons. NCBI's taxonomy places the organism in Eukaryota, Metazoa, Arthropoda, Insecta, Hemiptera, Aphididae. The record is from RefSeq and is a predicted model, not a curated record.
CGACCGGCCAGCAACAGUUCCGUGGUACCAACGAUCAGUGUUUCAAGACGCGCACAGCGACUGAUAUUGCCACGACCGUUCGACAAUAAUAUUAUUUAAACACGAUGAGACCGUACGCUCUCCUAUGGCCCUUGGCCGCAUUCUUAGUGACCCGGACCUCCGGGUCAGCCAUUCCUAUGUGGGAAUUCCUUAGCCGAGGAGAAAAGAUGAGCCAUUUAUUUAAUAUGUUUGUGAAACAAGUAGCCGACUAUUGUGACACGUCUUCGAUGCCAGACUGUAACAAAGUUUUGUUGGUUUAUGGUUUAACUAACUUAGCAAAAAUGGGUGAUGACAGUUUAGAUAAAAUGGACCCUUAUCAAAGAGGAUCAAGAACAAUGAUAUGGGAGUCUAUGAUGAAAGGAGGUUUCUUUACUUCUCAAACAACCAACAAAUUUGAACAAGACCUCACCGAUCCAUUGGAAACAAGUGGUGGAAAUGAUCUGGGAUCAGCAUCAAAUAAUGUCGAAGAAAUUGCUACACCACCUGGAGGUUACAUCAUUGGACCAAUGGUUGUAAGAGUAAUGCCUGAUGGUCGGCCAGUGCCCGGUGAUUCUCAAAGGCCUCUGCCUAAAGACGAAGAUGCGGAGGAAUUUAUUGCUAUGCGAUCCAAACCGAUGCCUUCUAUGAUUGAUAUGUUAGAUCAACGCAAACAACAAACACAAAAUAGACCUAUUGUGAGACCAUUUAGGUACACGCUUAAACCGAUAAACUGAUUCUUCCAGUUCCAAUAAUGUGUUCUCAUCAACUUGGUACAGUUUCAGAUAUCAUAUUUAUUUAUUUACAAAAAAAUGAAAUGCAACUUUUAAUAUACAAUAUUUUUAAUUUAUUGUUACAAAAAAACAUUUCAUCUUGUAAAAUUCUAUUUCGUCUUUAUAAUUAUUAUUAUUAUUAUUAUAUUUUUAUUUUUUAAUUAGAUUUAAAUACGUUUCAGGGUCCUAAAUAAUUGUGAAUACAAUUUUUUUUAUUUU